GCUCCUGGAUUUGGGGUUCGAUCGAAGCGAGAGCGCUGAGGUCCUUUGCCCCAAGUCUGAAGAUCCACUGUUUGUAUAUAUAUUUUUCUGUCCGAGUCAUUGACUCAGUAUGCAUAUGUCUGCCUGUCUUCAUUAUUCUCAACAAAAACAUUCCUGAGAGUUGAGCUGAAAUACCCUUCCAAGAAAAGGUGUACUUCGAAAUGUUGGCAAUGUUCAUGGUUUGAUGCAUCAAAUUUAGCUGAAUCAGAGACGGGUUUCUAUUGAUUUUUUAUUUUGAAUUCUGUAGUUUUUGGAAUAUCCUGAGGCCUUAGUUGUUGGAAUCUUGUGGGUUGUGACCAUGCCUUCUACGCACAAUCCGGGUUCUUCUUCACCUUUGACUUCAUUUGGUCGCUCGAUUUGGAGUCGGCGAGAACCGUUUCAUUCCAUUGAAGCUGAUCAUGAGUCCAGUGAACAGGAAUUAGAGCUACAAUCAUUUCAAAAACUUGUUGUAGAUCUAUUUCAUGACUUGUCAGCUGUUAGUGCUGAUGAAUUGCUCUCUAUUGCGUGGAUUCGGAAACUUUUGGAUGUUUUUGUUAGCUGCCUAGACGAAUUCAGGGUUCUCUUGUUGAAAAACAGGGCACAGGUUUCUAAACCUCCCUUGGACCAUUGGGCUGAUGAAUACUUAGAUAGGAGCUUGAAGGCACUUGACAUUUGCAAUGCCACUCGUGAUGGGAUUGAGAAGAUUCGUACAUGGCAUAAGCAUUUAGAUAUCGUAAUGUGUGCCUUAGAAUCUCGAAAGAGGGCAUUUUCUGAGGGCCAGUUCCGUCGAGCAAGAAAAGCUUUGAUGGAUUUGACACUUGAAAUGCUUGAUGAGAGAGACUCUGGGUCUGUGUUUUCUCACCGGAACUGGUCUUUUGGGCGAAAUAACCCAAGAAAGGAUGCUCGUCGUCGUCAACACUCAUCUGGGAACUCAUCUGGGCAUUCCCGCUCUCACUCAUGGAGCAUAUCCAAUUCUUGGUCUGCAGCUAAGCAGCUCCAAUCAAUUGCAAACAACUUGAUAGCACCUCGUGGGAAUGAGAUUAUUGCAACCAAUGGGCUUGCAGGCUCUGUUUACACAAUGAGUUCUGUGCUCACUUUUGUUUUGUCGGCUCUUGUGGCUGCAAUUCCUUGUCAGGAUCGAGGUCUUAGUACGCAUUUUUCAAUCCCACAGCAGUACUCCUGGGGUAUCCCAUUAAUCUCACUACACGAACGGAUAAUAGAGGAAUCAAAGAAGCGAGAGCGCCAGAACUCUAAUGGAUUGCUGAGGGAGAUUUAUCAUGUUGAGAGAUGUGCACGCCACAUGACAGACUUGGUCGAUGUGGUUCAGUUUCCUUUGACAGAGGAACAGAAAGUGGAAGUUGAACAAGAACUGCAGGAGUUAGCAUCGAUUUGUGAAAAUUUUAAGAAUGGACUGGAUCCUCUGGAACGACAAAUCAGGGAAGUAUUCCGUAGGAUUAUGAAUUGCAGAACUGAGGGUCUCGAAAUUUUGAGUAGGGCAAACAAUCUGGAGUAACUCAAAGUAGAUAAAUUUCUACCGAGAGCAGUGUACAAAUUUCCGAACAUAUUGUUGUUUUGCAUAUUUCCGAGUUUGCAAGGAGAGAGGAAGUAAGAUGGUGAUCAGCAACAAUACAGAGGUUAAACAAGCAUCUUGAAAGUAUUUCUUUAAUUUCUUGAACAAACAUUGUAACUUCUUUUUCUGGGUCUUUUGGUAAAAUUAUUUCGUCCUCUUUUUCUUCCCCCGGUCUGUAUGUCACAGUUUGGUUUGUAUAUGUUAUGUUUUAAAAGUCCUAUUCAAAUUUA
Prunus mume (Japanese apricot) is the source of this 1818-nucleotide messenger RNA. The record is from RefSeq and is a predicted model, not a curated record. NCBI's taxonomy places the organism in Eukaryota, Viridiplantae, Streptophyta, Magnoliopsida, Rosales, Rosaceae.